AGAGGCGUCGUCGUCGGCUAAUCAGAAGGGGGCUGCUGGACAUGGAGAUGGAGAUGGAGAUGGAAAUGGCGAUGGCGAUGGACGCAUGUGCUCAUGCUUGGACAGGAAACUGAAAGCCGAGCAGAGGCAGAGGCCGAGGAAGAGGAAGAGGAAGGCACGGAGAGAGAGCGAGCGAGAGGAGGAAGAAGCAUUGAUCGCGCUCGGUGUUAAUCCAAGGUGUCGAAGGUGUCAUCAGACACACGCCCGCACGCUACCUUUUGAUCUGAUCCAAGAGUCAUAUCUCGAGAGCGAGAGAACUUUUUUUCUUUGUCGUCUUUGAGGGUCAUUGAAUACGGCGCAGGGCAGAAAAGUGGCCGACGAGAGCCGACGAGAGUUUUGCUGGUCAAUUGAUCGGGAUUCGUAAUUGCGUGCGGAAGCAGGAGGUUUUCGUUCUCUUUUCGUCUUCUCUCGCGCGGUCGUGUUUUUGUUGUUUGCGGAACGGGCGGUGAAUUCUGCUGCUGCUGCUGGUGGGGGGAGGGGCCUCUUGGGUUUGCUGCUUCCUUCGCUCCAAGGUGUUCGCUGCUGUUGUGGUAGUUAGUCGGUCCUGGGAGAGGCAGGCAGGCACGCACGCAGGCACGCAGGCUGGCAGGACGGGAGAGGGGGCGUGGCUGGCACGCGCUGAGUUGAGUUGCUGUUUGCGCUUUUCUGUGCCUUCCCUCCAUGUGUAGCAUCAUCGGGGUUUCGUUCUCGCGCAUCGGCGUUUCCGCAGUGUUGGUGUCUGUCGGGACAUAGAUUCAGUAUCCAUGCUUCUCACCGGACAGUCGAAUCUCAUCCUCAAUUCUGCUUUACUGCCCUUAACCCGAUACCGCCCGCACUUCCUUCUCUCCUGUUGACGGUGCUGGUCGAUAGCGUCCACGUUCUGAUGGGAAUUAAGCCUGGCGUCUUGUUGGCAUGAUUACUGAGCGUCCUCCUACCCCGAAUUCGGAUUGACGCAAGCUUUUGAUGUUGUCUACUUGGGAGUUCAAGAGGCAAGCCAAUUAAAAGAGCAGGGGAGCCUCAUACACGACAGAAGUCAGGGCCCCUCGCACUUGGGUCUCCACAAUGGCUCAAUAUGACCAUGAUGUUUACGACUACAUGGUCGAAGAUUAUGAUCCUGUUGACUUCGACGACGAUGAUGAUGAACUCCAGGCUGCUCGGGAGCGAGUGUCACUUGAGUCUGAUCCUGACAGUGAUGAUGAGCUGAAAAAUGCGUCAGACACAACUGCAGCUGAAGCUAGGCGUGGUAAAGAUAUUCAGGGAAUACCAUGGAGCAGAUUGCAGUUCACGAGGGAAAAAUACCGGAUACAAAGGCUGGAACUGUAUAAAAAUUAUGAGAAUUUGAAUCAAUCGCAUGAAGGCCUGGAUAAAGAGUGUAAAUCACCGUCGACAGAAGGAAAGUUUUACCAGUUUCGUUACAACACAAGAUCUGUCAAGUCAACUUAUGUCCAUUUCCAGCUUAGGAACUUGGUCUGGGCAACGUCGAAGCAUGACGUUUACUUGAUGCACUCCUUCACUGUCACGCAUUGGUCUCCUAUGACUCGAAGGGGCACGGAGGUGCUUAAUGUCCAUGGUCCGGUAAUGCCCGUGUCAGAGGCUCAAAGAAAUCCAUGGGCUUAUUCGCCCUUAGGACGUGUUCAAAUCAGCACUAUGUGUGUUAAAGACAAUCUCCUCGUAGCUGGAGGGUAUCAGGGAGAGAUGGUGUGCAAGUAUUUGGAUCGUCCUGGAGUUUCGUACUGUGCUAAAAUAACUCAUGACGAAAAUGCCAUCACCAACGCUAUCGAAAUAUAUGAUAAUGCUAGUGGUGUCACUCGGCUUAUGAGCUCGAACAAUGACUCAGUUGUACGAGUGUUUGAUUGUGAGAGCUUCUCCGUUCUUUCGAAGUUCAUGUUCCCUUGGCCAGUUAAUCAUACUUCUGUGAGCCCAGACAGCAAAGAGGUUAUUGUUGUAGGAGAUAACGCCGAUGGUAUACUCGCUGACACACAAAGCGGGAAGACUAUCGGAAAAUUGGUUGGCCAUUUAGAUUUUUCAUUCGCCUCAGCAUGGCACCCAAAUGGGCAUACCUUUGCAACAGGCAACCAGGAUACAACCUGUCGUCUGUGGGAUGCCAGGAUGCUCAAUAAAUCAGUGGCCGUAUUGAAGGGUCGUAUAGGCGCCAUUCGAUCAAUUCGUUUCACUUCUGAUGGAAGAUUCAUGGCAAUGGCUGAGCCUGCGGACUUUGUGCACAUUUUUGACACAAAGCAAGAUUACAACCAAUCACAAGAGAUAGAUAUUUUUGGUGAAGUGGCCGGAAUCUCUUUCAGUCCAGAUACUGAGGCCCUCUUUGUAGGAGUUACAGACCGCACAUAUGGCAGCUUAUUGGAGUAUAAUCGUUGCCGCACCAACACGUAUCUGGACUCUUACAUUUAGUGUUUAGUACUAGCUCCCUCAGAAGCCCUUAUUAUUCGAUAUUGGGGUCACGGCUUGCAUUCAAGCUUGCUUUCAUGGCUUUGGCCGGUCAGGGUCGGGGCCAUUUUUAGUGUUCAAUGUCGGAGUACACCAUUCUGCAUACGACGAAUAAUCACGCAUCAAACAGAUUGGAUGUCCUGGGAGUGCUAGGUAAGAGGAUUGUGAUAGGUUAGUGGAGAAUUGGAUGGGAGAGUAUAAUGUACAGUGGAUUGUGCAGACUUUGAAGGACACUUUGGAGAGCGGCUACUUUACAAGUGUAUAUAGGGUGUAAUUUCACAUCUGAAGGUGGACUUAGUCAUGCUAUUCAGUUCUUCAUCGAUCACUCCAGGCAGCAUGAUAGAUUGCGGGCGUCCGUUAAGUAAAUUCGGGACACGGUUCCGUUGUAUCAAUUUGUAUCAUUUGUCCGCAGAUGCUGAAUGUAGUGGCUGUGUUCUAUGUAAAGCUAAUGGAAUGGUCAAGAAUCAACAGAUUUUCCAAAGAAGAUCUCUUCCCUGUCAGCACUUUACAUCUGUCAGCAUAAAUAUUCUCGUCAGCAAAUACUUUCCUG
Messenger RNA from Marchantia polymorpha subsp. ruderalis, 3010 nucleotides. Lineage: Eukaryota; Viridiplantae; Streptophyta; Marchantiopsida; Marchantiales; Marchantiaceae. The record is from the annotation of a GenBank genome assembly.